GAUGUAAUAUAGUGAUAUAAAAUAAUAUAAAAUAAAAUAGAAACACAACAAAAUAAAAUAAAACAGGCGAAAAUAAAAUUUCAUAAAAAUAUUUAUGAAAAAUAAAAAAGGCAAAAAUGAUAAAAAAUAAAGUGAAGUAAAAUACAAUAAAAAAAGAAAAUACAAAAUUAAACCCAAUAAAAUAAGGUCACAUUAAGUAAACUAUACAAAAAUAAAAUAAUAAAUAAUAAGAUAAUAUAAUAAUAAAACACGGAAAAGAAAUCAACGUUCAAAAUCUACAAAACAGCGUUACACCCCAGUAAAAAUCCUUAUAUGCACUAUCAUUAAGAAAAGUUUGGUAUAUAUCUCGCCACCAUUCGACAAUGCGUGUCGUGCAAUAUGGAUUUAAUUACCCAUAAAGGAUUACGCCUACACUGAAAGGGAUAAUUUAGCAACACAUCAGCGCCGACCAUUUUGGGGCAACCCAGCUCCAGCAGCAGACCAGCUGCAUGCGUGUGGUUUAGUGGAUUACAUUCAAUGUGACAAGAACAACAGCAAACAAAUAUCAAACAUAAAAUAGCGGCAACAAUAACAUUAAAACACGCGUGCGACUGUGUGUGUGUGUGUGCCAGCUAACAAAACAGCAACCUUAACAAUUCGCAAUGGAUUUAUUAUUUCUAUUACAAUUACUCGUCCUGCUCGUCAGUCAAAAUGUUGCUGUACUUGGCCAAUUGGAUGGCAGCUGGCUAACCUUGGCACCCUCAACGCCAUCUAUCACACAUUUUGUAAAUGAUUCCUUCAUUAUAUUCUGUAAAACAGUACAAAAAGAUGUGAGUGCGAAAUGGAAGGACCCAAAAGGGGUGCCAAGGGAAAAUACAAAGGGUCGUGUGCAUAUCGAAAAGAAAACGGGAUUCUUGGCGCUGGUGUUUGAGCACAUUGCGCUGACGGACAAGGGCAACUGGACGUGUGAAGCCACGUUGACCAACAACAACAGCAACAACAAUGAAGCAUCAUCAUCAGCAGGGGCAACAACAACUGAUUCUGGGCCUCUGGCGGCCAGCGGAGAGACAAGAAGGUCUUUUGAGCUACUCGUAAAUCAGAAAAUUUCCUUUGACAAAACGGAGCUGGUGCAGUCGGCGGGCGAGGGUCGUGAUGCUACGGUCAUGUGUUUUGUUAAAGGUGACCCCCGUCCGGACGUGUCGUGGCUAUAUAAUGGCGAAUACAUAAACACUGUCAACUCGACCAAAUACAAAAAACUCUCCGAUGGACUCUUCAUCAAGAAUGUACAGCAAUCGGAUGCUGGUGAAUACACGUGUCGUGCGAUGCGAAUCACACCAACUUUUGCGGAUUCCGAACAAAUUACGAUUCUGCUGAGGAUACAACAUAAGCCGCACUGGUUUGAUAAUGACACUUCAUUGGUUCAAUAUGCGUAUAUUGGUGGUAUGGUGAAUAUUUCGUGCGAUGCAAUGGGUGAGCCACCACCUUCGUUUACCUGGGUGCACGAGGGUCGGGCCAUUACCGGACGCAAUUAUCGCAUUUUCUAUGCCGAUUACGGUUCAACACUACAGAUACAUGUCCGAAAUGAAUCACAACUCGGCGAUUAUAAGUGCAAAGUUGCCAAUCCAUUGGGCAUGUUGGAGCGCAUAGUGAAGCUGCGUAAAGGACAGAAGCCUAGUGGACCGUCUCGCUUUCAGUUGCGGCGUGCAUUCACCGAUGGCUUCGACCUCGAUAUUAGAUCGGAGAAAUAUACGAAUGUUGAGGAAAAUAUGCGUACAUUCGGCUAUCGUGUGCAGUAUAUGAGUGAAGGCGAUUUUAAGCACAGUGCCGGCAAUUGGAGUUAUGCUAAGCACAAGGAUUUCCAUUUCCAUCGAGGUGGACGAUUUGUGCUCAACGCUUUGGAUCGCAAUACCACGUAUUUGGUGCGUGCCGCAACGCGUAAUCAAGCUGGUCUCAGCGAUUGGAGCUCGGUGAAAAUUUUUGCAACACUAUCGAAUUUCGCCCGGAAAACAGCCGCGCAUAUUAUCUGGCAAACAUGUCUAGUAGUUGGCUUAGGAUACUCACUUAGCGAAUAUGUCAAAUUUAGCGCGUAUGUUUAAGUUUAAUGCGACACGCACAUAUACACACAUGCUUAGGUGUAUGUUCGUACCCACAUACACGUGCAUGCAUGUGGGCACUUUUAUGUUAUCCUUCCUCUCCACACCUGCCACAUGCUGUCCUUGUUCCUUAGCAAAUGAUUGGUGUAGUUGUAGUGAGUAAAAAGCUCUGUUAUAUAGACAUUUUAUGUUAGUUGUUAAAUGUUAACGAUUACCGAAUUGCAUAUUCGAUAUAUAUUAAUUAUAUCUGGAUUUGUUCCAGUUACGUUUUUAUGUACCUAAUUUGUUGCGAAAACUCUACGCAGACCCACACAAUACGCAUACCCACACACUUAUGUAGCUACAGUGCAUUACAGUGAAAGCUACAUUCCUUUAAAAUACAAAUUACACUGCUUUCAGAUUCUGUGAUAGAUUUAGUCCAUUCCUCUUGAUUGCCUUUGUUUGUUCAGCCCUCAUUUAAGACCUUUUUCAACUUUCUUUCAACACGUUUUUAACGAGUCAUUCACAAGUAUUUAAACAUCGUUUUUGUACUUUUUUAAAUGAAAUUCUUCAAGAAUUUUACAUCAGCGUCGUAACGAAAAAAAAACAGAAAACACACACAAAAACAAAAGAAAUAAAAUAAAUUAAAUAACUUGAAAGAUUUUACUAUGUAAGUGAAUAAGUCCAAAUGAAUGAGAAACCAGAAACCAAAACUGCAAUGAAGUAUGAAAAUGAUGAAGUAAAAAAGAAACGAUUAUUGUAGCUUAAAUUAUUUAACAUUAAAAAACUAGUUAAUAUUAAAUAUAAAAAAAAUUCGUAAAAAAAACCAAAUAAAGUGAAUAUAAUUCCAAUGAA
Messenger RNA from Anastrepha obliqua, 2906 nucleotides. Its product is annotated as neural cell adhesion molecule 1. The transcript has 7 exons. Gene Ontology annotation, cellular component: neuron projection. Gene Ontology annotation, molecular function: protein binding. Bases 642 to 2075 code for a protein of 477 amino acids. The record is from RefSeq and is a predicted model, not a curated record. NCBI's taxonomy places the organism in Eukaryota, Metazoa, Arthropoda, Insecta, Diptera, Tephritidae.